GAUAUUCAAAUAUGAACAGCAUUUGCGCUUAACUUUCUUCACAAACCUGCGCCCAGACGCUUAAGAAGGUUCUUUCCGUAAAACACACGGCAAGGCAAUGACUGCUUUUGUACCAGUGUCUUUGCCCUCGACUAGCGCGUUAAACGAUGCGUAUGUCAAGUCACAACUUACGAAAUGGGACCUUCUGCGGAACUUGAGAUGCGUGGCGGUUCGGUACACCAAAUACUACCACAAGCUGCAGGGGCAGGAGCUUCUGGCAGACCUGUUCCGGGAUGAGAAGGUGCAGGAGGCUUUCCAGGUGCUCCGGAAAGGCGGGGCGUGGGGGCAGCUGGGCGGGCCGGUGACCAAGGUGGACGCGACGCUGUUGGCGUCCUCCCUCACACGGAUGGACCUAUUCGACAAGUUGACGGAAACAUCGCCGCCAAUCGUGCGGUCCAACGGCGACAUCGGCAAGUGCAUGGAGGACAACCGGGAGGGGUUCCAGGUCUCGGACCAGCUGCGCGAGCUGAUCCUUGUGGAGGAGAGCGAGCACGCCGCGCUGUUCAGCGAGGCCGAGCGCGACGAGCUGCUGUGGCGGCUGUUUGAGCACGUGGUGCUGGGCGGCGCCUGCUGCCAAUUCGAGGACAAGGUGGAGCCGUAUGUGGAGACGUCCAAGCGCCUAUACAAGGAGCUCGUGUGCGCACAGAAGGACCCCGCAACCGGCAAGGUGCAGACCGUGUCCGCCGUUUACAAGAUCAACUCCAUACAGGGGGAUUCAGGGCCCCUGGAGCUGUACCCCAGCCGCUCCCGGCAGAAUUUCUGCUACGCAGCGGUGGACCCUGUACGACGAAUCGUGAAGAUCCUUUACCACGCCUACGUGCCGUACUGGUGAUGCCAACCCAGAUGGCAGCCUCUCGAUGAAGGAUGCACACGCCUUCAUAUCAAGCGACCCUAUCAAAUAUCAAAUACGUCAUGCAUGUUUGCGUGGAAAGACGUGGCCACUUCAUACCGCGGUGCAUUAGUGUCCAGGCACGUGUGGCUGACACAUACGACGAUACCGGCAUGCGUGUGUGCUACGGUAAUCGCGUGAGUGGUUGACACGUGCACCUGCAUCCAUACACAUUGACAUGAGCGUGCAUGCGUGCAACCUGUGACGUGCGUGAAACCGCACCGACACCGUGGCGGCGGUGCGAUGGGUUUCGGUGUUGUUCGUCUGAUCCAGCUAUAGCAGCAGACGGUCCAAAGGAGUGCAGGGGUCCUCUACACAUUUGAUUCGCCCCGGCUUUGCCUCAAUGCCUACAAGCCACCUGGACAACUGUUGUCACGUGUAAUACAACUUCAUGCCUAGCGGCCUGUGAUUGAUGCGGCCGUGCCUCCCGAUGC
This is a messenger RNA of Chlamydomonas reinhardtii, 1362 nucleotides long. RefSeq lists its product as uncharacterized. The transcript has 9 exons. Bases 98 to 871 code for a protein of 257 amino acids. The record is from RefSeq and is a predicted model, not a curated record. Lineage: Eukaryota; Viridiplantae; Chlorophyta; Chlorophyceae; Chlamydomonadales; Chlamydomonadaceae.